AUGUCUAUCAAGUCGUCCAAGCUCUCUGACGGAACUCAAAUCCCCUGGAUCGCGUUUGGUUCUGGAACAGCGUUCGUCAGAAAAGAGUGUAAGGAUGCUGUUGGACUUGCCUUAUUCAUGGGAAUGACGCAUAUUGACACUGCCGAAAGGUAUCAGAAUGAGGAAAGCGUCGGCAGUGCCAUUGCUUCAUCUGGUAUCCAGCGUCCCGACCUGUACAUAACCACAAAGCUCGCUGUUAUUCCAUCAGGACAAACAGUAGAAGACUGCCUACGCCAAAGCCUGAAGAAACUUCAACUCGACUAUGUUGAUUUGUACCUUAUUCAUGCGCCCGUGUGGCAUCUUGAUCGUGAUGGCGGCCUGAAACAGGUCUGGCAUGAGAUGGUCGAGGUGAAGAAGAAGGGACUCACACGGAGUAUUGGAGUAAGCAACUUCAAUAUCAAGUACCUCGAAGAUAUCAUCGAGCUUGGACUCGAGAGGCCCACCGUUAAUCAGAUUGAGUAUCAUGUAUUCAAUUGCUUACGUCUCGAACCACUACUUGUCUAUUCCCGAAAGCACGAUAUCAUAACGGAAGCUUGGGGCAGUCUCACUCCACUCCUUCCCGACCGCAUCAAAGACAACAAGCAACUUGCUGACGCUUGUAUCAAGAUCAAGUCCAUAAUUGACGAGAUCGCCAAGAAACGCGGGGACUCUGAAUAUCUCGAGUCCGAGCAGGUUAAGGAUUUGACGCCCGAGGAGAUGGAAGCAAUUGAUAACUCUGCUGGAAUACAUUAUCGUGUUUUGAAUAUCGCAACUUGGAUGGACGAUAUAUAG
This is a messenger RNA of Fomitiporia mediterranea MF3/22, 810 nucleotides long. Its product is annotated as Aldo/keto reductase. The transcript has 5 exons. NCBI's taxonomy places the organism in Eukaryota, Fungi, Basidiomycota, Agaricomycetes, Hymenochaetales, Hymenochaetaceae. Gene Ontology annotation, molecular function: aldose reductase (NADPH) activity. The coding region runs from base 1 to 810 and encodes 269 amino acids. The record is from RefSeq and is a predicted model, not a curated record. Gene Ontology annotation, cellular component: cytosol.